AUGGAGGCACCAUGGAUUGAACCCCAAUGGGGAGGAUUCGUUAUAGGGGACCGCCAUCAGCCCACGGCAAUAUUUGAAGUGAUAAGAGAGGGCGUUCAAAUGGAGCCUUUAAUUUUAAAUUUCGAUGCCCAUCAAAAAUCAUAUUUUUUGGCCGGUAGAUCUCCUUUAUGCGAUUUGCGGUUGGAACAUCCGAGCGCAUCGAGGUUUCAUGCUGUCUUCCAAAUGCGAAGUAGCGAUGGUAGCAUAAUGGUGGUCGACCUAAAUAGUGUCAAUGGAACGUUCCUAAACAAGCAGCCGCUGAAAAAGGACGAGCCCAUUAAAUUACACAUCGGCGAUAUGAUCCAGUUUGGAAAAUCUUCGCGAUUAUAUAUUUGUUCAAAAUUCACCUCGCAUGAAGAAGAGGCCGAAUGUUCAAGUGCAUGUUCAGAUCUCGAUUCGGGCGAAUCAUCCGAAAAUAACUACUAUCAACCAGAGGACGAUAUAAAUGAUGAUGAUGCCGAUGAUGAUACAGAAUUUGACCGGACAUUGAAAACACCAAGGAAAGAUGCCACUGUUCAUACCAAAGAGUCCUUACAGAAAUUAAUUGUUGAAUUAGAAUCCUCUAUCAAAGAAAACGAAUUGACGCUCGCUUCGUUGUUGGAGAAAAAAAACCAAUCUCUACACCAUGAUGCGGAUCCGCUAGAAAGUGCAGAGUCAGACAUAGCCUCGAUGGAGGGGAAAAUUACCCAAGAGCAAGGGCAACUAAGUAUGGCCAGGGAGUUGUUCUCUAUUGUUGAAAAAUAA
Mitosporidium daphniae is the source of this 783-nucleotide messenger RNA. RefSeq lists its product as uncharacterized. The record is from RefSeq and is a predicted model, not a curated record. Bases 1 to 783 code for a protein of 260 amino acids. The transcript is spliced from 3 exons. Gene Ontology annotation, molecular function: mRNA binding; protein binding. Lineage: Eukaryota; Fungi; Microsporidia.